Rhodofomes roseus is the source of this 1896-nucleotide messenger RNA. Its product is annotated as malate synthase. Gene Ontology annotation, molecular function: malate synthase activity. Gene Ontology annotation, biological process: glyoxylate cycle. Lineage: Eukaryota; Fungi; Basidiomycota; Agaricomycetes; Polyporales; Fomitopsidaceae. The transcript is spliced from 6 exons. The record is from RefSeq and is a predicted model, not a curated record. Bases 120 to 1739 code for a protein of 539 amino acids. Gene Ontology annotation, cellular component: cytoplasm; peroxisomal matrix.
GGAUAGCACGGAGUGCCGACCACCUACAUAUACAUCCCAGCCAUGCCCAUCCUCCACACCACCACCACUCCCCGCCUUCUCUCUCUCACCCACAAACACACAUCUCCCAGCUUACCACCAUGGUCGCCGGCGUACAGAUCCACACCACCGUAGCCCAGCAGGCACAGGCAGAGAUCCUCACCGAGGACGCUCUCAAGUUCCUCGCUGCCCUCCACAGGACCUUCGAGUCCACCCGCCAGAGCCUCCUCGUCGCCCGCGAGGCCGCCCAGCAGCGCCUCGACGCAGGCCAGCCCCUCGACUUCCCGCCUGAGACCGCCCACAUCCGCGCCGACCCCUCAUGGCUCUGCGCGCACCCCGCGCCCGGCCUCGAGGACCGUCGCGUCGAGAUCACGGGCCCCACCGACCGCAAGAUGGUCAUCAACGCCCUGAACAGCGGUGCGAAGACGUUCAUGGCUGACCUCGAAGAUGCGAACUCUCCCACAUUCUCCAACAUGGUCAACGGCCAGAUCAGCCUCCGUGACGCGAUCAGGCGCAAGAUCGACUUCGAGCAGGGCGGGAAGCAGUACAAGCUGAGCGAGAAGCCGGCCGUCCUCAUCGUCCGACCGCGUGGCUGGCACCUGGACGAGCCUCGCGUAACCAUCGACAACGCACCCAUGUCCGGUUCGCUCUUCGACUUUGGUCUCUACUUCUUCCACAACGCAAAGGAGCUCGUCGCGCGUGGAUCGGGACCAUAUUUCUACCUUCCCAAGAUGGAACACUACCUCGAAGCGCGUCUCUGGAAUGACGUCUUUAACUUCUCGCAGUCUUACAUCAGGAUUCCGCUCGGCACCAUUCGUGGUACCGUUCUCAUCGAGACGCUCCCCGCUGCCUUCCAAAUGGAGGAAAUCCUCUUCGAGCUCAGGACGCACUCCUCAGGUCUCAACUGCGGCCGUUGGGAUUAUAUCUUCAGCUUCAUCAAGAAGCGCAGGGCAGACAGGGGCGCGGUUCUCCCUGACCGCAAGGAUGUCACCAUGGAAGUGCACUUCAUGGACUCCUACGUGCGCCUGCUCAUCCAGACUUGCCACAAGCGACGAGUCGCUGCGAUGGGCGGUAUGUCCGCGCAGAUCCCCAUCAAAAACGAUCCUCAGGCAAACGAGGUUGCUAUGACUAAGGUUCGCAACGACAAGCUGCGCGAGGUCACUGCCGGCCACGACGGCACAUGGAUUGCCCACCCUCUCAUCAACAAGAUUGCCAUCGAUAUCUUUAACGAGCACAUGCUGGGUCCCAACCAGUACCACGUUCGCAGGGAGGACGUCAAGAUCGCUGCUGCCGAUCUGCUGAACUCCAAGGUGCCGGGUCAGAUCACCUCCAUUGGUGUGCGCGAGAACGUCGCGACCGCGCUCUCCUACAGCGCGGCAUGGCUCGGCGGCAACGGCUGCAUCCCGCUGAACUACCUCAUGGAGGACGCCGCGACGGCGGAGAUCACGCGCGUGCAGCUCUGGCAGUGGGUCAAGUACGCCGUGCGCAUGUCGGACAACGGCCAGGCCGUCACGGCGGAGUACGUCGACACCCUGAUUGACGAGAUCGCGCCCACGCAGAAGGGCCCGGCGGUCAGCGAGAAGAACCUCGAUAUCGUUGCGAAGUACUUGAAGGCGCAGAUCCGCAAGGAGUGGCCGAGCGAGUUCUUGACGAGCGACCUCAUGGGAUACCUCGCCGUCGCUGACGGGUGCCCGGCGGCGUGGCAGAAGAGCGUGCUAUGAGCGGGGGUUUUCUGGACGGUACCGGUUUGUAGCGACUCGCUUGUGAUAUCUUGUAUUGUAGCACGUAUACUAUAUUCCUCGCAUCUGUACAAUAGUGGGUUACUCGACGAUACGAAUUACUUCCGUCAAUGGUACAUGGCUUAUAUUCUGCCUGGUC